Molecule: messenger RNA, 2156 nt
Organism: Tuber aestivum (summer truffle)
Lineage: Eukaryota; Fungi; Ascomycota; Pezizomycetes; Pezizales; Tuberaceae
Source: the annotation of a GenBank genome assembly
AUCCCAUUCCACCAAAAUCUAUCGACCCAUCCCAUCCCUUCGGCGCCUCUCCACUUCCCCCCGCCUCCUUCCUCGCUCGCUCGCCUUCAUCUCUUUCCUCUUUUUUCUUUACUUUCUGGAAUCGCUUCCGCUCGGGCUUCCGCUCCAGCGCUUGCUCCCAGCGAAACCAUCGCUCACCCUACAUCGCUUUCUGUCUCUUGUCCUAACCGCCUCCUUCCCUUACCGUAACCCCCUGCCUCUACCUAUCGUGCCUUACCACAUCCAACGAAAAGAAGCAAGAAGAAACUCUCCCCCCCCCACCCACCCACCAACCAACCAACCAAAACACGAAAAAUAAAUAAUCAUGGGCAUGCCAGUGUGGAAGGAACCUGUUGAGAAGAGGGAUAUCGAUGCCGUGCUUGAUCCUCGUCGUGCGGCCGUUCCUCGCCGUUCGGCGCCCAGUCGUCGAAUCAGAUCUUCCCAAACAUUGAUGAACUUGUGGCGGGAUGACUUUGCGCGGGAGACAAACACCCAUUCCAGUAUUGCGGGAGGCGAGGGCAGACGUGAGCGCCCUUAUCCAUGGAGCGAGUUGAGCGCACUCCCAGGUCCCGUGCCUGACCCAGAGCGCGCUGGAUUACGCGUGACACUGGCCGAUGCGGAGGCUAGAGCAUCCUCUAAUGCAACUUCGGGCAGAGGGGGCACAAGAAGAGUUCGCUCGCCUCUACCGGUAUUCAGGAGUGAGAACAGCCGGUUGCCUUCAUCUGCCUCCGAUACUUACACCCCACGCUUCCCCCCGGCCUUCCCGGAGAGGCAACAGGAGGAGGAGCUACGUCGGAUUCGCACUCCUUUCUCCAUUCCCGCGGCCGCCACCUCUUCCUCCUCCUCCGAGGGUAGUAGUAGCAGUAAUAGCAGUGCGGCUUCGCGCCGCCCUGGCGCUGGGGAAGGCCUUCAGCGCCCACCCCAAUACUUUUCCCGUUAUGAAUCCUUUAUCGAUGAAGCAGAGAAUGGAAGGCGUGAUGAAUUCUCCUACCUUCCGGGCCCUUCCGCUAGGCGCUGGCUGGAGGUUGAUGGGUUGGGGGACAGAGAGCGUAGUUUAAGGUCUAUUCCCCCGCAAACGUCAUUCUAUGAUGCUGUCGGACUAAUUGGCUUGGAUGAUAACAGCCCUGACCCCGCCCACUGGGAGUUGGUCGCUAAUGGCCUGGGAUUUCAAGCGGCAUGCGACUUGUGGGAAUCCGAUUCGGAUGCAGAUGGUAACCCUCUCGCCGGCGAGGUGAUGUGGGAUCCUCCUCAGGAUCGCGAAGAGGCCCUCAGAAUACGCCGUCUGCUCACCUCCCGUGCUGGGGGCAUCGAGCGCUUGAUGGAACGUCUUUAAAGGCACCAUUUGAUCGACCGGUCAACCCAAGAAGAAGAAAAGGGUUCGAAAACAUGGCUCUCCCUUUUUGGCUUGCCUCCUCCUCUCGUUUCCCCCCCACCUUUUUUUUCUUUUCCUGUUACUCUUUGUUUAGGGCUCUUUUAGGUUUGGGGGGGUCUUUUUUUCUUCAUUCUGUUUGUGCGCUAUCAUUCUGGUCUUUGAGUUUUCUCGGAAAUAAGUGCCUGGGUACGGUACGGUAUAUUUCAAGGUGUUUUUGUCCCCCCCCCUUUUUUUAUUUUUUAUUUUUUUUACCGUUAUUACUUGUGUACUUUCGAUUAUUCACUUGGCCCUGCUGUCCUCGCUUUUUUCUGGUAAAGAGCAAGGCUUGCGCUCGCUAUGUAUUUGAUUUCGUGCUGAACGGAAAUCUGUUGUUGGUGGUGGUGGUGGUGGUGGUGGAUAGUUAUAUAGACAACUUUCUGUUUGGGGAAUUUGUCUAUGCUAUCAGAAAUCAGAAGAGUAAUUGCAGGCACGACUGGUUACGGGUUUUUAGAUGUGUAUCCUUGUUAUCUUGUUAUUCUCUUUCAUCGUCGUGGGGAAAAAAUGGUAACAUAGAUUGUGUUCCGGGAGAGUGCCGUGAUUGUGGUCCAUCUUUGUGUUCUGAAGCGAUUCUCGUCGGUGGCAUUUGGCGUUUUGUGGUGGGGUUUCCCCGGGGAAUGGUACGAGGCUGGUGACAAAAAUGAUGAGCAAAAUGGCAUGUAACAGCCCAAACCAUCCGAGUUCACACAUUCCAUUUAAUACAUUCUGGAGUUGUAAAAAAAUUGAAAAA